CAAACAACAAAAAUAUUUCUUAACACAUUGCUAAACGUGCGCAAGUUACACCGCCUUGUUGCACUGAGGGACAAAAUACGAGAGUCAAUUAAAAAGUGUCCGUCUUAAUCAAGAAGACAACAUUUUUCUGGACGAAAUGAAAUUCAUUAUUCAACAUAAUUUCUUCUUAAUUCAACAUAUUUAUUCCAAAUUCUUCAAAUCUACCUCACCUUCGGUAAAAUAUGAUUUGUCUGAAGCAGAAAAAUAGUCAUUUAUAUAAUAGCAUCAAUUAUAUCAGAAUAUCAGAAAAUGAAAUUUUCGAUGAAGAUUUUUCCCCAGACAGCCAUUCUUUCAAAUUUGAGAACAGGGAGUCGCACUAAGCCAAAUCUGGAAAGUACACUGGGUAGGGAAUCAAUUAAAACUUCAAUUCGUGUGCAAUUUUGCCAUCGCGAUGGUUGACUUAUGCGCCGGUGCGUUGUCUUAGAAUAGAAUUUUUUCUUGGUCAAAUACAAACGUUUCAUCUUCAUUUCGGAAACGAGAGUUAAAUUUACAAUUCCUAUUAAAAUAAUAACAAUUACUAAGUGAAUAAUAUAUGUUUUCUUACCACAAAUGGAGUUAAGCCAUUUUCAAAAUUAACAACUAGAUUUGUUAUAAAAUUUGAAAGAGCCCAAGUCCAUACACACAUAAUAUACGACAUAAUUUAAAAUGCUUCAAAUUGAAAAAACAAUAUUCAAUUUAUUUUAUAUUUCUUUACAACACUUCAAAAACACAAUUUACGCAAUUUAGGAAAUCUUCUAAAUAUAUAAAUUACAUGACAAUUUACUGCUCAUCUACAUUUUGUGUAUGCGAGAGAGAUUUGAAGAAAUCAUGGUGCUCCGGUAGUAUAUAUCGUAAUAAGUCCAUCAUGUCCUUGUAUUUCGCUGUUGUAAUUCGUUUUAUAUUUUUAUAAAGUGGUGUCAAUACAAUAUUUUCGAAUUUUCUUGGUCUAUUCCGACGUGGUAAUAAAUCCAACAUUUUAAAUUCUGCAUUCUCAUCCAUUGAUAUCUUAUAGAAAAUUGUAUAUGGUUCAUUUCUCAAAAAACACAUCCAGCAUAUUUUUAACUAAUUUAUUGUCUUUCCUUUUGCUUGCCGGGUAUCUGUUUUUGCAAAUAACACGCAAAUUUCUGAGUUAUCAAUUAAAGAAGCCUCUGUACAUGUCCAUUUUCUAUCAUUGAUAACCCGAAAUUUUGCGUGUUAUUUGCAAAAUGGUAUAGGGCUUUUCUGCUCAGUUUCACCCAUUCUACUUGCACACCACGUUAACCAAGAUUUGUUCGGGACACCUUGUGUAAUAUCUUCCCGAUUGAUCGGCAACCUGUUAAGAAGAAAACAGAAGUAUUAUUUGAGAACGUACUGUCCAAGCGAAUUUCGAUCUUUGCAUGUAAGUAAGAAGCAUAAGAGGCUUAUACAUUCUCUGCACGGGUAUAGAAUGUCUCAGAGGAGGUGCAUUAAAGAAACCCUUCAAACACGUAUUUCACGUCUAAACGAAUUAAGCUCGUCGUGUGUGAGCCGGGCUGCUUUGCCCCGCUGGUAAUCAUUAAAACGUGAACGUUCGCGACGACGGUUGCGCGAUCUUGAAAUCAUUGAAAUUACACAUCGCCCACCGUUUCUCGCAGUUGAAACCUGUCGAAACUCAUGGAGGUGUUGAUAGAUUGCUACUUCGACAGACUAUUCUCAGAAAUGGAGCGCAGUUGUUUAGCCUCACGCUACAAACGUCGAGAGCUGGUCAAUUAUUUCACUGAUGUGAUAAACAGUUGUGCAGAAGCGGAGAACCUCGACAAGCAGGACGUGUGCGAGAGGAUCGUCCUCUCAGCUCUGCGGUAUCACAACAUCACGAUGAUGGAGAACGGGUCGGUCUGCCUGCUCGGCAAGUUCCACAACGUGCUUUACGUGGCGGCGAAGCUCUGCUACGACUGGCGCCUCGCCAACAACGAGAUCGUCAGCCGGCUGUUGAACGACAUAUUCUACUGCGAGAAGACGUUCGAGCGGCUGCUGGUGGGCGCGAUCUUCGGCACGCGCGUUACUCACUUCCUGUCCGGCUGGAAGUGCGACUUCGACGAUCGCGAGGAGAACGUCCGGGCGCUUGUGUACUUCUUGAAUCACGCGACCAGCGGCCGGCUCGAGUACCGUUGCGGCGACUCCUCCUCGCCGAUCAAGAGACGCCUCAUCGACGUGCCAAUGGAGUCGUACGGGCAGGUCCUGCCGCUGAGGGUCGCGGUACAACACGGCGCAGCGGACAUCCUAUUGGUUAUGUUGCGUUACGGCGCCUCGACCGAGUCCGACGAAACCGCACCGUCACCGAUAGAGAUCAUCCUGUCGAGACUCAGCGAGUUCGAGGAAGAGCCCGACGAUCGGGAGGAGAAAGUCGUCUAUCCCGAACACUUGGUGACGUGUCUGAGACUGCUGCUGCGCACCGUGAGCACCGGCUGCGUCCGCACUCCCGAGCACAUCGCUCGUCGCAGCGGUAUCUUCAGCAUGUCCCUGUACGAAAGGUAUCCCAGCCUGGCGAGUCGAAAUCUGAUACCGCCGGAACGCAGCGGACUCCGGCCGGCGGAACUCAGGCACCUCUGCCGUUGCAGGAUCCGCGAGAGCCUCCGCACCAAUUGGGCGCUCCCUCACGGCAUCAAGACCCUGCAGAUCCCCGAGUCCUUGAGGAAUUACUUAGAUCUGCUGCAGGACUGACCGGCGGGUUUACUCCCAAGUAGAAAUUUAAACCAGUUUCUAGCCGAUAACUCGCCAUUAAUCAUCUAACUUGCUAGUUUCUCAUCAGUUUCACUGGCAAAAACUUACAAGUUUGGGAGACUCUUGCUUCGACACUAACUGGAUAGUAAAACUGGCCAGUUUCUGAUCAAAUUCCUGAUAAGAUUUUGAGUAUUUCAUCUGUUUAUUCUUUUGCUCAGUUUCCAAGAAGUGGCCAAGAAACACUAGUCAAAAUUUUAAGAAUUUUCGCUGAAACCGUCUAAUAUUAAUUUGCUAUUUUUGUUUAUUGGUUUAUGGCAAAUAACUGGCCGAGAAAUAAUAGUCGGUAUUUUUUGGGCAAUUUCUGAAUAGUUAUUGUCUAAUUCAUUCAAGCCAAUAAAAACCGCUCGGUUUCUGUCUAGCGAGUAGUUUUUCCCUAACGUUGUUCAACUCGGGUUCGCCCGAUACAUCAUGUCUCUUCGCCCUGCACGGCUCACGGAUCCGGGGAAUAUUUUAUCGCAUGUGUCACCGCGUGUGCAGUUAUGUCCUGGAAUCUCGUAUAGCGAUACAGUAGCGCCUUUCGCCCAGUUUGGCGCAGGAUCCUGCGAACGUGUGUGUUCCGCCGAGGUGUUGCCCAAAAUUUCCGUGUGACUUCAAGUUGCGUUGUCGUCCCGAUCUGAGUUCAGUAGCUCGCUGACGUCCUGCUUCGUAAGACUGCUUCGUAAGGAAAGUGGAGCAAAGUGAUAGGCGGAACAAACGCGGGAAUGUCGAUAGACGCGAGCCUUAUAUCCCAAUAUGUCAGACUUAGAGCGGAAUUUUCGAUAUACGUGGACAGAAUGACGAAGGACGACGCGCCAGCCGUCGUAUUCAAAUGUGCCUCGGGCAAUGUUGCCGGUAUCUAGAUAAAAUUAUCUAAAUAAUCAUCCAGAUGAAUAAAUGGAUCACCAUCAUUUUUAUCUAGAUGGAAGAAAUACAAAAUGUGUUCGUCUUCAUCUUAAA
Molecule: messenger RNA, 3693 nt
Organism: Dinoponera quadriceps
Lineage: Eukaryota; Metazoa; Arthropoda; Insecta; Hymenoptera; Formicidae
Gene: stops
Exons: 2
Coding region: 1651-2697 (348 amino acids)
Biological process (GO): intracellular signal transduction
Source: RefSeq, a predicted model, not a curated record